AUGACCAUCGUGGGGAGUCAUCCAAUACUGCUCGCAGACGGCCGUCGAUUGGCAACUGCCCGAAGCGGAUCCGGAAGCACAACAGUCAUCGCCGCAUCUGGCCUCGGCAAGAGCAAGGAAGAUUGGCAACACCUCGCACCCCACAUCGAAAACGACGCCACUCUCAUUGCCUACGAUCGCGCCGGACACGGCUCCAGCGAUCCACGAACCACACCCUACGACCUCAACGGAAUGGCCGACGACCUCCUCCAACUCGUCCAAUCAGUCGAAGGCCCCGUCGUCCUGGUCGGCCAUUCCUACGGCGGCCCACUAGUUCGACGAGCAGCGGAAUCUCUGCCAUCGGAAAAGGUGAAAGGUGUAGUUCUCGUAGACGAAUCCGUGGAGCGCCUCGCUCAAUCGGCUCCGUGGAUCAGCCGAGCGAGUGUUUCACUGAAAUACUCUCGCCGCGUUAUCGCCGCGGCAUUCUCCCGUCCAGGAAAUGGCGAGCGACACCCCGUUCACGCAGCGCGGACAGCUCUCCGCGAGGCACGAGAGUUCCUGCCAAGCCUCGCUGACUUGUCACUGCGAUCACCGGACCUAUCUGGCGUACCGGCGACAACGAUUUCAGCUAAGCGGAGUGACCUCACUCUCCUGCGUGAGCAUGAAGCUGCCAUCGCAUCAGCAGAGUCACCGCGCACAGUGAUCGCGGACUCCGACUCGCAUUAUCUUCACCACGUCUCACCUGAGUUGGUGGCCGACGAAAUCCGCCGAUACCUU
Molecule: messenger RNA, 756 nt
Organism: Mesorhabditis spiculigera
Lineage: Eukaryota; Metazoa; Nematoda; Chromadorea; Rhabditida; Rhabditidae
Source: the annotation of a GenBank genome assembly